AAAUUGAUCCAGAUAAUCCAAGCCAUAGUCAGUAUGCCCAGUCCCUAGUGUCCCAGCUCAUACAAGAAUUUGAAACAAAGCUCUAAGUUAUGCAAACAAUGAAGACCUAUUUCUUGUCCGUAUGCGUUUAGAUGAAGCUGCAACCUCCUUCAGGACACGGUACCUGAACAGCAAUCCCCUUGGGCUGGUGGGCAUCAUACGCCAGUGCUUGAACACUGAACACAAUCUGGUUCAACAGAAUGAAAAUAUGUUAGGAGGAGGUGUUUCACAUGCAACAAACAUGGUCAUAGAACCAUGUGCAGAAAUUGAGCAGGAGUUAAGGAUACUUCAUGAACGUACACGGGAAACGGCAAAUGAACUGAGACACUUGGAACAAGAGCAAGAAUCAUUUGCCUUACAAUACCAUGACUGUGCAAAAAUUAAUGCUCACCUUUCCCACAUUCAAAGCCAGGAGAGAACGCAACAGAAUCGAGAGAUGGAACAGAGCCUUCGGAGACGGAAAGAGUUAGGGGAGCAACAGUUGGCACAGAAGGUGUCAGGGCUAUUGCAGCUGCGCAUGGCUCUGGCAGAUAAGCACAAAGGUACCAUUGAUCGCUUGAAUAGUCUUCAGCAGCGCAUCCUAGAUGAAGAGUUAAUCAAUUGGAAGAGAGACCAGCAGAUGCAUGGGAAUGGCAAACCUUUUAAUCCAAACAAAUUAGACCAGAUACAAGAAUGGUGUGAAGCACUAGCAGAAAUUAUAUGGCUCAAUCGACACCAGAUAAAAGAAUGUGAACGACACCAGACUAAGAUACCCAUAACUCCUCCUGGCGGGGUGACAUGCUGCAACUCUAAAUUCCCACAUUACUCGUCUUUGUCAUCACUUGUUACCAGUACUUUUAUUAUUGAGAAACAGCCACCCCAAGUGAUGAAAACAAACACACGCUUCACAGCAACUGUCCGUUUACUUGUGGGAGGCAAAUUAAAUGUAAACAUGACACCUCCCCAAGUGCGAGUCUCAAUCAUUAGUGAAGCCCAGGCUAAUGCUCUGUUGAAGAACGACCAAAUGAACAAGGGGGAACAGUCUGGUGAGAUCCUGAACAACACUGGAACUAUGGAGUAUAAUCAGACUUCGAGGCAGCUUUCAGUUAGUUUCCGUAAUAUGCAGCUGAGGAAGAUCAAGCGAGCUGAGAAAAAGGGCACAGAGUCGGUAAUGGAUGAGAAAUUCUCCCUACUUUUUCAGUCACAGUUCAGUGUGGGAGGUGGAGAACUUGUUUUCCAAGUAUGGACUCUGUCUUUGCCAGUUGUGGUUAUUGUCCAUGGCAAUCAGGAGCCUCAUGCUUGGGCAACAGUGUCAUGGGAUAAUGCAUUUGCAGAACAAGGCCGCAUUCCAUUUACUGUUCCAGAAAAGGUACCAUGGCCACAAAUUGCAGACAUGUUAGACACCAAAUUCAAAGCUGCCACUGGAAGGGGACUAACAGAAGACAACCUGAAAUUCCUGGCAGGAAAAGCCUUUAGGAAUCCACAAGUCCAAGAUUUUACAAACAUGAUGCUCUCAUGGUCCCAGUUCUGCAAGGAGCCCCUGUCUGAGCGAAACUUCACAUUUUGGGAGUGGUUCUUUGCAGUGAUGAAGGUUACAAGAGAACACCUGCGCCAGCAGUGGAACGAUGGCUCCAUCAUGGGUUUUGUGGGUCGACGCCAGGCAGAAGAAAUGCUUAAGAAUUCCAAGUCAGGCACUUUCUUGCUCCGUUUCUCUGACUCUGAAUUAGGAGGGGUGACAAUUGCCUGGAUGUAUGAAGAUACGACUAAAGCCUGUCAACGUGAUGUUUUCAUGCUGCAGCCAUUCACCAGUAAAGCCUUCGCCAUCCGUCCUCUAGCUGAUGUGAUCGCUGACUUGAAUUACCUCCUUUACCUAUAUCCGAAUGUGCCUAAGGAUCAAGCCUUUGGAAAGUACUACACGCCCCUUGGAGAGCAACAGCCCACAACUAAUAAUGGUUAUGUAAAGCCUCAACUAAAGACCCAUGUACCAGG
Messenger RNA from Penaeus monodon (black tiger shrimp), 2007 nucleotides. Its product is annotated as signal transducer and activator of transcription 5B-like. The record is from RefSeq and is a predicted model, not a curated record. Gene Ontology annotation, molecular function: RNA polymerase II cis-regulatory region sequence-specific DNA binding; DNA-binding transcription factor activity, RNA polymerase II-specific. Gene Ontology annotation, biological process: regulation of cell population proliferation; regulation of transcription by RNA polymerase II; cell surface receptor signaling pathway via JAK-STAT. NCBI's taxonomy places the organism in Eukaryota, Metazoa, Arthropoda, Malacostraca, Decapoda, Penaeidae.